Messenger RNA from Pseudophryne corroboree (corroboree frog), 7057 nucleotides. RefSeq names its product ATP binding cassette subfamily G member 1 (gene ABCG1). Gene Ontology annotation, cellular component: membrane. The transcript is spliced from 15 exons. NCBI's taxonomy places the organism in Eukaryota, Metazoa, Chordata, Amphibia, Anura, Myobatrachidae. Gene Ontology annotation, molecular function: ATP binding; ATP hydrolysis activity; ABC-type sterol transporter activity. The coding region runs from base 66 to 2063 and encodes 665 amino acids. The record is from RefSeq and is a predicted model, not a curated record. Gene Ontology annotation, biological process: transmembrane transport; cholesterol homeostasis; cholesterol efflux.
AGCAGAGGGACGCGAGUUGUUUCAGCACCACCAGCAAUAGACAGCGCUCAGCACAUAACCGGGGGAUGGCCUGCCUGACUGCAGCUUUCAGUGUGGGCACUACUCUGAGUUCCAGUAUUUCUUCUGCCGCAAUGUCAGAGUCAAAAUCCGUUUGCGUAUGUCUGGAUGAAGUGGUCUCCAACUGCGCCGGCAACCAAGACACUCCGCUGCUUAACGGACAUUUAAAAAAAGUCGACAACAGCCUCACAGAGGCCCAGCGCUUCUCCUCCCUACCCCGGAGGCCGGCUGUGAAUAUUGAAUUCAAGGAUCUCUCAUUUUCUAUCCCUGAGGGGCCAUGGUGGAAAAAGAAAGGAUACAAAACUUUGCUGAAAGGAAUCUCAGGAAACUUUGGCUGCGGGGAGCUGGUUGCCAUAAUGGGCCCCUCCGGGGCCGGGAAGUCUACGCUCAUGAACAUCCUGGCUGGAUAUAGAGAGACCGGCAUGAAGGGGGAAAUCUUCAUUAACGGCCAGCCCCGCGACCUACGGACGUUCCGCAAAGUGUCCUGUUACAUCAUGCAAGAUGAUAUGCUUCUGCCGCACCUCACCGUGCAGGAGGCCAUGAUGGUUUCUGCCCAUCUGAAGCUUCAAGAGAAAGAUGAAGGGAGACGGGAAAUGGUGAAGGAGAUACUGACGGCUCUGGGCCUGCUGCCUUGUGCCGAUACCAGGACGGGAUGUCUCUCUGGGGGUCAGAGGAAACGAUUGGCCAUUGCUCUGGAAUUAGUGAAUAAUCCUCCGGUGAUGUUCUUUGAUGAACCUACUAGUGGGCUGGACAGCUCGUCCUGUUUCCAAGUCGUCUCCCUAAUGAAAUCCUUGGCUCAAGGAGGCCGGAAUAUAAUCUGCACCAUUCACCAGCCAAGUGCCAAACUGUUUGAGCUGUUUGACCAGCUGUAUGUACUAAGCCAGGGACAAUGCAUCUACCGUGGGAAAGUGUCAAACCUUGUCCCUUACUUGCGGGUUCUAGGAUUAAACUGCCCGACGUAUCACAACCCAGCGGAUUUCAUAAUGGAAGUAGCCUCAGGAGAGUACGGAGACCAGAACCCUCGUCUUGUAAGAGCCGUACAAGACAUGCGUGUGUCCGAUCAGAAAAUGGACCAUUGUGGAGAGAAUGAACCCAACCUAUACAUGUGGCACAAACCAUCUGAUGAGGACUCCUCACCCACAGAAGGAUGCCACAGUUUCUCAGCCAGCUGCCUCACUCAGUUCUGUAUUCUGUUUAAGAGGACCUGUCUCAGCAUCAUGAGAGACUCGGUGCUGACCCAUCUGCGUAUCACAUCACACAUAGGAAUUGGGAUACUAAUAGGAUUACUCUACCUGGGGAUCGGUAACGAGGCUAAAAAAGUCUUAAGCAACUCUGGCUUUCUCUUCUUCUCCAUGCUGUUCCUGAUGUUUGCAGCUCUUAUGCCGACUGUCCUCACCUUUCCACUGGAAAUGGGAGUGUUUCUCAGAGAGCAUCUCAACUACUGGUAUAGCCUAAAGGCAUACUACUUAGCCAAGACAAUGGCGGACGUUCCGUUCCAGAUCAUGUUCCCGGUAGCAUACUGCAGUAUCGUAUACUGGAUGACGGCACAGCCUUCGGACCCUCUGCGAUUUGUCUUAUUUUCUGCCCUUGGAACCAUGACAUCAUUAGUGGCUCAAUCUUUAGGGCUCCUAAUAGGGGCAGCGUCCAAUUCCUUACAGGUGGCAACAUUUGUAGGUCCGGUGACAGCAAUCCCAGUUCUCCUCUUCUCUGGCUUCUUUGUCAGUUUUGACACCAUUCCUGGCUAUCUUCAGUGGAUGUCUUACAUGUCAUAUGUCAGAUAUGGAUUUGAGGGGGUGAUUCUAUCAAUUUACGGCCUUGACAGAGAAGAUCUACACUGCGACAAAGAUGAAACGUGCCACUUCCAGAAGUCACAGGCUAUUCUUAAGGAACUUGACGUGGAGAACGCCAAACUGUACCUCGACUUCAUUAUUCUUGGGGUCUUCUUCGUCAUUCUGCGCCUCGUAGCCUAUUUCGUACUCCGAUACAAAAUUCGGGCAGAGAGGUAAAGACGUGCUACUUUCAAGAAGAAUUCUGCUGAAGAUUGUUGUUGUACUUCUAUACUUGGCCAAUCGGGGGCUACCACAAAGACCCAACUUUCUGAAACUUUGUUGGGUUAGGUGAUUUGUUCGGUAAGCUUCAUAAAUCCUGUGGAGAUUAUCCAUGGAUCAUUUGUUCAUUAUACUUUCUAGAUUUAACUAGGAAGAAACAGAAGGGAAUUGUAGAAUUUGAACAGUCUGUUUAGUAUUCCAUUGAGACUGAUGACUCAAUUUUCUUUCUAUAAACGUUGGCCGAUGACUCCUGUAGAAUGUCAUUGAAGCUCACAGCUAUGUUAUAGGGCUUUAGUGGGACCUGGGACAGCAGAGGUCUACUUCUUUACGGAUCCAUGUGUAGUGUUACUUGAGUGUCUCGGAUGCUAUAGCUCUCAAGAAGGUUUUUGCUUCUCUUGCCAAGUUUUGAAAGAAGCUAUAUGCUGCCCUGACAAUCCCACCAUUAUUCACUAAUGUAUAAGGAUCUAGAGUUUUAUUCACAGAGCUGGUCUCAUGUUUUACAAAACAAAAAAUCCAGAAGUAACUUUACUAACUUUUCUGGGGUCCCAGACCGAAUAGAUUUGCAUAAAAUAACACUGUUGGGUGGUCUCUGUAAUAAUGAAUUAACUAAUAGUACCAAAUAAGGAAUGUGUAUGGUAUGGCCAUAAGGGUGACAUUUCAAGAUACUCAUGUUUUAGAGUGGACACCUUGUCCAGAAACACCUCAGCUCUCCCUUGUUGUGUGACCUCACCUGUCAGUCCAUAACUAUGUAACAAUGACAACAUAAUGUUUUCCGUUUUCUACAGUAUGUCAUGGCACCUUGAGGUUUCUUGUCAUCAGACUGGGUUCUGUUAGCAUUGAAUGGGAUUCAGAAAUGUUAAUUUUCCAAAACUGGUCACUCCUUUAACGCACCUUGCAUCCUUAUUUCCCAAGAAAGAAAAAACGGGUGCCAACCAAUCCCCACCAUGACCCAUCCACCCAGCCGUUUCCACAAUCUGUCCAGCCAUGCCCCAGUUUUUCAGUGACCGCACCCAUAAUUAUGAUAUUUUAUUCAUCUCAUCAUUAAGUCCCUGGUCAACAUCAAGGUCACAGCAUGCUGUCAGACGUGUUAGACGUUGGCUUUGGCCUGUGGCUUCUUCCCGCUGUACGAAUCACAGUCACUGACACAAACUACCUCAAUGAUAUGCACAAAUCUAAGACACUGAAACUGAGUUCUUGCUGAAACGCGUUAGGCAAAGCUGUUCCAUGCUAGAAUAUAUUUAGAAGGCUACUUGCAUGUAUAGACGUUAUGCACGCCAACCGCCUCAUCGAUGUUCACCUUGACCACAAGCAUGUAGUGCAUUGUGGGUAUGUGCCAUCAUGGUGGCAAUCAUUUAGGAAAUUGCACUAACUCAGCCAUGUAUACUGCAGUAGCAUAUGAUAUUCUGUUAGUAGAUUUUUUUUUUGUAUUAUUGUUAUUAUUAUUAUUGUUAUUAUUAUUUAAGUAAUUGAUUAUAAGAUGCACUUAAAAUGAAUUUUCCUUUUUAUUUGUCCAACAUAUUUCCAGUGAUUCUGCUGAGUGUAUACUUUGGAUUUGCGGAGAACAUAUAACAUUUUGUAUAGAGAAAUAAAUUUGUACUGAAAACCUAAAUGUCAUUACUGCCAUUUGUCAUUUGACCUCAUGAAAAGAUAACUCAUUUCACAUAAUCACAUUUCCAUACUGGUAACAAUUGAUAAAGUUCUCUGACCCCUGGAAUGAUAAAAAUGGGGGUUGGGCCAUGAGGCCACACCCCUUUCCAGUGAAGCCAUGCCACUUUUAGCAGCAUGCACCUGCGGAGCGUGCAUGGAAUCUUUCACUUGCACCCUAGUGAGGCCUCUGUUCCAAGCCGCAUCCUGAUUGAAAGGCUGCCGGCAUUUGGGGGCGGGAGUUUGGCGAAAGUGGCCAGUGCUCCCGAAACCACGUUGCCCCUGUUUUCUGGGAGUGUCGAGGCCAGAGUCUUCGUCUUUGGACGGGAUUUUCUGGCCUCAGCAGCGUGAACAGCCCGGCCGUCUUGUGUUACCUGAAAGUUAUUCAGAUGACCAAUGUUCACGUACGUGAUUCUAUCUUCAGACUCAGCAGCAGUUUGCAUUGGCUUGGAGGAGCCUUCUGCUGCUUUUGCAUAUUUUCGUACAGCAGCUGCGUCCAGUGUCGGACUGGGACAUGAAGGGCCCACCGGGGCAAUGCAGUGAUAGGGGCCAGUACUUAGUGGUGUGGCCAGCCAACAAAGGGGGUGUGGCCAGCCUCCACAGAGGCUUGAAAUACACAAUAGUUUAGUGCAGUGUAAUGCAACAUAUCUACCAUCUAUAAUACAAGUGCAUAGUCUGGAACCUGAUUUCUAGAGGUAGGAGUGGGCCCUCAGGCAGUUGGGCCUACCGGUGGUUUCCCUGGUACCCCUGUGGGCCAGUCCGACCCUGGCUGCAUCCAAAGGCAUCCUUGUCAGGACCUGAGUGCAAUUAGCGACAGUCUGAUAUCGAGCGCAACGUGAAUGCUGCAAUUACCGUGCAGGGAUGAGAUGUAUUCCUGGCUUCUUCGGACAAUUGUCUACAUAACCAUUAAAUUAAAAUAAAUCAAGCAGUAGUAUAAAUGUGAAUGUCCAUUACACCUCAAUUCAUCCACCAUCGUCCAUGAAAUAAGGCAGCAUUAAGUAUAUUUAGAUAGGCAGAUUUUAAUAUCACAGGGUUUAGUUGUGGGAAAAUCAGGCUAUGGUCAUACUUUCUAAAAGUCUUCGAGUUGUGAUUUGAAUUAAAAGAAUAAUACAUUAGCUUUUACCCUACAGCCAAAUCAUUUUAAAAUACAUGAAGAUUUAAAAAGAUUUAGAAAGAUCCGGUUGCAUCAGCUCAGUGAUGGGCAACCAAGCUGGAAAACAGAAAACUCGGAACCUUCUAAAGUAUAAAUGCUUAGGUAUAAUAUAACCUUCUGUGAAGACACUGAGGAGAUAGUGGCUGUUCUCACUUAUUUUGUGUCUUCCAUUCGGUAAACAUGUAACGAUGCCCAAACUCCUGUCAUUAUAGCUACGUAUAAUGCCUCUAUGCCAAAAGUAUAGUCUAGGAUCAAAAAGUCAACUAAAAUAGACAGAAACAGUGAUCAAAUUAUUUUUAUAAUCUUAGUUUAUUAUCGACCUUUAAUUAGAGAGCACCACAGAGCCGUACAGUGAAAAAACAACAACAACAUAAAUAUAGCAUUAAUGUAAAGGUUAAACAUAAAAUGAAACCACAAUAAUGCAACCAAAGAUGAUGGGAAGGAGGAGAAGGAUAGAAAGACGCGGUAAGGCUUGUAGAGGAAGCAAUAAAGGGACAGAGUAGGGGGCUGACAGCACUCGGUGAUCCUGUACCCACUUUGUGGACAGGCAGGAUCAGAGUCACCAGUGGGGAAUAAUAUACACAGGGGAUAAUUGCACAUUAGUGGCAGUGAUAGUGCUAGGAGAAAGAGGGCCCUGCCUGUGAGGCAAACUUACAGACCUUAGUGAUCUCCUCUCUGAGAGGAACCUUAGAGAGGAGAUAAAGGUGGCCAGUGAUGGGGGUGGACCGUUUGUUUUAUUAAGCAACCCCCUUUGUGACAAAUGCUGCGAAUAGCGAGUCAACGGAGAGGGGGAAGGGCCAAAAUAAUGCAAUUAUCAUAGAAUCACAUCACAUUGGCUCCACCUCCUCCCCACUUUACUAUUAAUUUGGUGGUAUGCGGGAGGACUGCCCACUCUUCCGAGAGCCCGAGGGGACUCUCUGAGAAUUAGGAGAGGUUUUCAAGGAUUGUUCUGGGAGAGUAGUUAAGCAUGCCUUGAGGGCUUACAGUCUAGAGGGAUUGAAGUAGCCAGAAGGUGGAUUGAGGAAGAGGGUGGGGCCUGUGGUUAGAGGCCCAUGUCUAGGGGGGUCCAUGUGCAGCACCUCCACUAUUUGUGCUGCGGUCCCCCUUCCUACGUCUGAUGGCGGUGCCACCUGAGAUGUUCCAUGUGAUAUGAUCGGAAAACGGCGCAUGCAAAGAAGAUAGAGAAGUCUCUGGCUUAGUGCCAGAGUCUACAAUUACCUGCACUGGCACCAUCUUUCCGACUGAUCACAUGAAAGGGGGGAUGCUGCAUGGUGUCCGGCUCCCGCUGCACCCAUAUUAGAUACACCACUGGUUAGAGAGGAUGAGUUGAUAGUUAUGAGGGCUGAUAGACUUGUAUGAUGUAGUGAGAAUUGAGGGCUCAUUUGAAGGAGUGGAGGUUGGCAGAAAGUUUAAAACACCAAGGGAGUGAGUUCCAGAGAAAAGGGGCAGCACAGGAGAAAUCGUGUGUGCAGGAAUGAGAAGAGGGGAUCUGAGUGAGAGUGUGGCAGCAGUCAGUGGAGGAGCAGAGAGGGCAGUAGGGAGAGUGGAAAGGAAUGAGGUCAGAGAUGUAGGAGGGAUGGAGUUAUAGCAUUAUACUGAAUUUAUUAAUCCAGACAAACAAUGUAACCAUUGAGGAUGUGUUUACAUACCGUACAUGGUGCUAAUAGAAAGGGACAGUAGUAAUGACAAGAGGGAAGUCGGGUCCUUAAGAAGUCCCUUGUGUAUGCCACAUGGGCGUGCUGGGACUUGGUGUCAUGCCAGCCUGUGUGCCACAGGUUGCCUACCUCUGUGUUUAGGUGACUCACCAUUGCCAGCAUUUGCUCAGAGUAGAUACAGUAAUUCCCUUUUCUGCCCAGUGCUUUGCAUAAGGGCAGCUGCCUCCCUGUUCCUGCUCACCCGGGAGUGGUUAUUAUUCUUGUAACCACCUUGAAAAUAAGCAAACGCAGAUGGACAGAUGAAUUUUACAGUGAGCGGUAACUAGACAGGUGUCCAAAGAACACUUUGCUAAUCUCAUGCCUAAAGCAGGAAGGGAAAAUUCUGGAUGGGAAAAGUCAAUGUUUGUCAUAUUAAUCCUGUGCUUGUCUGGGGAGCACGAGACACAUGUGUUAGCAUCCAAUGCACAGUCAUAGGGCUGCCAGCUGCAGGUCUAGGUUUA